Molecule: messenger RNA, 1422 nt
Organism: Trypanosoma grayi
Lineage: Eukaryota; Euglenozoa; Kinetoplastea; Trypanosomatida; Trypanosomatidae
Product: putative heat shock protein HslVU, ATPase subunit HslU
Exons: 1
Coding region: 1-1422 (473 amino acids)
Cellular component (GO): HslUV protease complex
Molecular function (GO): ATP hydrolysis activity; peptidase activity; ATP binding
Source: RefSeq, a predicted model, not a curated record
AUGCGUCGUGCGGCCGCCUUUCCGCUCCCCGUCAGGGUGAUGACGAACUUCGCUGGCGCUGCUCGAUCUUGUAGUGCGGCGGCUCCUGAAUCUGCUGCUCCUCUGCCGCCCCCACGGAAACCCGCGCAGGUGCAGUCACUUGUGCGCAACAUGAAGCCACGGGAGUUGAUGCAGGAGUUGGACAACUACAUCAUUGGCCAGAAGGACGCCAAGAAGGCUGUAGCUGUCGCUCUGCGUAAUCGUUGGCGCCGCCACCAGGUGGAGCCGGAGAUAGGCGAGGAGAUUGCGCCCAAGAACAUUCUGAUGAUAGGGCCCACCGGUGUCGGUAAGACGGAAAUUGCGCGUCGUCUGGCGAAGUUGGUGGAUGCACCGUUCGUGAAGGUAGAGGCGACAAAGUUUACUGAGGUGGGCUUCCACGGCCGGGACGUGGAGAGCAUCAUCGAGGACCUUUACAAGGCGUCGCUGUCGCAGACGAAGCAGAACAUAAUGCGGCAGCACGAGGAGGAGGCGCGACAGAAGGCGGAGGAUCGCAUCCUCAAGGCUCUGGCCGGCGUGUCGGACAGCUUCCGCGAGCAUCUCCGCAGCGGCGCCCUCGACGACAUCGAGGUUAUGGUGGAGCUGCAGGAGAAGAAGGAGAAGCCCAAGUCGGCGGCCGGCGAGGGUGUCUUCAUCUCCUUUGACAUCUCCUCUGCGAUGGGGGGGCAGCGGCCGCAGACGGUCAAGAAGGUGCUGAAGAUUAAGGAUGCACUCCCCGCCGUACUGCAGGAGGAGCUUGACAAGAUGGUAGAGACAGAUGAUGUCUCUGCUGAGGCACUUCGUGCAUGCGAGGAAGACGGCAUUGUCGUCAUUGACGAGAUCGACAAGAUCGUGACGGCGGCGGGUGGCUACAAGGGCCACCAGGCCUCUGCGGAGGGCGUGCAGCAGGACCUGCUCCCGCUUGUCGAGGGCACCACCGUGUCGACGAAGUUCAAUGUGCAGAUUAAAACGGACAAGAUCCUCUUUAUCUGCAGUGGCGCCUUCCACAACGUGAAGCCGUCGGACAUGCUGGCGGAGCUGCAGGGACGACUCCCCAUCCGCGUAGAGCUGAAGCCGCUCACUACAGAGGACUUCCAUCGCAUCAUCACGGAGCCCAAGUAUAACCUCAUCAAGCAGCACAUCGCGAUGAUGCAGACGGAGGGUGUCGAGCUUGUUUUCACUGAUGACGCGUUGUGGGAGAUUGCCUCGAUUGCUGCACAUAUUAAUUCCACUGUGCAAAAUAUCGGCGCGCGUCGCCUUAUCACCAUCACGGAGAAAGUUGUGGAAGAGAUCAGCUUUGACGGCCCUGACCGGCGGGGCGAGAAGUUUGUCAUUGACGCGGCGUAUGUGAAGAAGUCUGUGGAUGGGAUGAUGAAGAAGGUGGACAUCAAGAAGUUCAUCCUAUAG